This is a messenger RNA of Microthlaspi erraticum, 984 nucleotides long. The record is from the annotation of a GenBank genome assembly. NCBI's taxonomy places the organism in Eukaryota, Viridiplantae, Streptophyta, Magnoliopsida, Brassicales, Brassicaceae.
AUGGUCGGAGCUAAAGCUGGAGAUCAAAUCCGCGACUACAUCAAAACCUCAGACUCUCCCACCGCAGAAAUCGAAUUCCUAGGCACCCUAAUCGGUCCAUCUCCUCCUUCUCCCAGAGUCGCCGCCUUCUCCAGCCGUGGACCGAAUCACUUGACGCCGGUUAUCCUCAAACCGGACGUAAUUGCGCCAGGAGUCAACAUCUUAGCCGGUUGGACCGGAAUGGUAGGUCCGACCGAUUUGGAUAUCGACCCAAGACGGGUCCAAUUCAAUAUCAUCUCCGGCACAUCAAUGUCGUGCCCACACGUCAGCGGGCUCGCCGCUCUCCUCCGUAAAGCCCAUCCCGAUUGGUCGCCUGCAGCCAUCAAAUCCGCCCUCGUUACAACCGCUUACGAUGUCGAAAACUCCGGCGCACCAAUAGAGGAUCUCGCCACCGGGGAGCCGUCAAACUCGUUCAUCCAUGGAGCCGGGCACGUCGAUCCGAACAAAGCUUUGAAUCCUGGUUUGGUUUACGACAUCGACGUCAAAGAGUACGUCGCUUUCCUCUGCGCCGUGGGAUACGAGUUUCCGGGGAUUCUAGUCUUCCUCCAGGAUCCAACUCUUUACAACGCCUGCGAGACGAGCAAGCUAAGAACCGCCGGCGAUCUUAACUACCCUUCUUUCUCCGUCGUAUUCGGAUCGACCGUCGAUGUUGUGAAAUACAGAAGAGUUGUUAAAAACGUGGGAAGCGACGUCGACGCGGUGUACGAAGUCGGGGUUAAAUCUCCGGCGAAUGUUGAGAUUGAGGUGUCUCCGAGCAAGCUUGCGUUUAGCAAGGAGAAGAGCGAGUUGGAAUACGAAGUGACGUUUAAGAGCGUUGUGCUCGGCGGAGGAGUCGGAGCCGUGCCUGGUCAUGAGUUCGGGUCGAUUGAGUGGACCGACGGCGAACACGUGGUUAAGAGUCCGGUGGCUGUUCAAUGGGGUCAGAGCUCAGUUCAGUCCUUCUAA